AUGUCUCAGUCUCUACUUUCAAUGUGCGAUCAUUCCUCUGUCUGCUUCUCGUCUUCGCCUCACGCCACCGAGGCGGCUUUCAAACCUCCGGGUCCACGUGAGCGGGUUGGGGCGAUCAAAGGAAAUAAUCCAAUCGAGCAGAAAAAAGACAUCCUAUAUCUAAAAGAUGACCCGUCAAGCUUCCCUGCUCCUUUGUUGCUACCUGAAGAUGAUCUUUUCGAAGACCAAGAGGCUUACACCCAGAGCUUUCAAGAAUGGAAGGACGGAGAAGACCGCAAUCCGGUUACUGCAAAACGGAAGACUGUUUACGUCGUACCGACUCCGGAGAUUGAUGCAGAAGUUUCUUUCAUGCGAAUCUGGAGCAAACCACACUCCUCCAAAAUAAGGCAAGAGACGCAGGCCCCUGGUACGAAAGACGUUCGGGAUUAUCUGGCUGCUUUCUAUCAUGGCCUAGAAGUCAAGAUGAUGCAGUCGCCAGUCCUGCGUUUCAUACCUUGGGAAGAAGGUAGCCUUCGGUCUAAGUCAUCGGCUGGUUCGCGUGUGCCAAAAUACGUGGGUCUAGCAAUUGGCGGCGAGUGCGUGAGGAUUCGGGCACGUCGCUCUCCAGAUGGUCUGUAUGAUGGCCAGCUAAAUCUUGACGAUCUUCUCGAUGCCGCAAUUAGCCUUUUACCAAAAGAUGCAUAUUCACUGUUGCUGCUCGUGGAUUUUGAUCUCUACGAGGAUGAGGACGACAUAUUCGUCUGUGGCCGUGCAUACGGAGGCAGCCGUGUUGCUGUGGUGUCCAGCACGCGAUACAAUCCCAGCCUAGACGAGAUCCAGCAUAUUGAUCGUCUCCAUUCUUGGCCAGCAUCGCAUUGCGAGAAAUACAUGUCUACAUUUGGAUCAGCAUCAGCUCCGCCCAGCACAAAACGACGGAAACAAUCCCAACACAGGACCCGCGGAGCGCAAAAUUCGUCGUCACCACUGGAUCCUCCAGUUGGACCUAUGAAACAAGCGAUAUCAGCCUACCGGUCGCUCCCCCAUGUACCGUCAUCACUGUCGCCCCUUUGGUUAGGUCGGGUUUGCCGUACAGCAAGCCACGAAUUGGGACAUUGCUUUGGCAUGGCUCACUGCGUGUACUACGCAUGCUCAAUGCAAGGCACCGCAUCUGUUUGCGAAGAUGCGAGACAGCCACCAUAUCUGUGUCCAGUAGACCUGGCCAAGGUCCUUCAUGCGACCUCAACCACUGCAUCCGAUCGAUACCGUGCCCUUCUGGCGUUUUGCAAGAGACCUCAGAACAAGAAUACUCAUUUCUUUGAGCCUUUUGCAGCGUGGCUUCGAUCACGAUUGAGUGAAAGCGAGAAUUUCUGA
Penicillium riverlandense is the source of this 1350-nucleotide messenger RNA. RefSeq lists its product as uncharacterized. The record is from RefSeq and is a predicted model, not a curated record. Gene Ontology annotation, biological process: proteolysis. Gene Ontology annotation, molecular function: metallopeptidase activity. Lineage: Eukaryota; Fungi; Ascomycota; Eurotiomycetes; Eurotiales; Aspergillaceae. The transcript has a single exon. Bases 1 to 1350 code for a protein of 449 amino acids.